Molecule: messenger RNA, 562 nt
Organism: Drosophila kikkawai
Lineage: Eukaryota; Metazoa; Arthropoda; Insecta; Diptera; Drosophilidae
Source: RefSeq, a predicted model, not a curated record
CCUACAAGCAGUCGAUGAAUUUGUAUUCAGAUUUUUAAAAUUUGCUGCUGCUUUAUAUCUAGUCUAAAUCAUUAGUUUUCUACAGAAAAGUUUAUAGUAUUUGAAUAAAUCUUUCGUUUUUAAAUUUAAAUUAUGACAACCUUUUCAUUCUACAAGUGUGAGGGGCAUAGCUCCUAUAUCCUUAAUGUUUCCGCUGAAGAGACAGACAACCUCGGCCAGAGCUUCCAGGACAAGCAAAUAAAAGGACACUACCCCUCUCUUGGACGUAGCGUUCGGAACCCUGAAGCCUUUUACAAUUUCUUUGGGGCAUACACUGAAAGAAUAGCCCACGAAGCUAGGCGUUGCUGGCAGCAGAUGUCCACUCGCCAGCGUGCACGGUUCGGUCCGAUAAGAUCGAGUAAGAUCAUAAAGGAAAAACUUAGGUUGGCCCAUAGGAGGUUUAAAGGCCAUGCUCGCCAGGAAGAUAUGAGAUUCCAAAAAGCAAUAUCAGAGUUAAAAUAUAAGGAGUUUGUACCUAAAGAGAAUUAAACAAAAUUUUAAUUAUAAAAAAUAAUUUUUAUGA